AUGACAAUACUGCAGAAGGAGAACAAAGACAUGUGGUCCCUCUGGCCCCUCCACCAGCUACUGAGGGUACAGGAGCACCAAUCCACUCUCUUUUCUCCACAUCUGUCCCCAGAGUACACAGGGAUCAGACUGGUGAACGGCAGCACAGUGUGUGCGGGGAGGGUUGAGGUCCAGGUGCUGGGAACCUGGGGGACCCUCUGUGCCUCCCGCUGGGACCUCUCGGAUGCCCACGUUCUCUGUCGUCAACUCAACUGCGGGUUUGCUGAGUCCAUUCCUGGAGGAGAAUAUUUUGGGAGAGAAACUGGCCCUGUCUGGAGAGACUCAUUCCACUGUGACGGGACUGAAGCUCUCCUGCAGCAGUGCCCAGUGACCACCUUGGGCGCCUCGCCGUGCUCCCAAGGGAACGCUGCUGCUGUCCUUUGCUCAGCCGGCUUUGGAUCCCUGCGGCUGGUGGGCGGAGGGAGCCGGUGCGACGGACGAGUGGAGAUCUUCCAGGAUGGGGCGUGGGGCAGAGUCCUGGAUGAGCAGUGGGACGUGCAGGAGGCCAGCGUGGUGUGCCGGCAGCUGCAGUGCGGAGAGGCAGGGACAGCCUACAACCCCCCAAAGCCUGAGCGAGGGACGGGCCCCGUGGGGCUGCGAGGGGUCCGGUGUGCAGGGCACGAGGCCAAGCUGACCCUCUGCAACACCUCCCUGCCCAGCAGUGCGCUGGCGGCAGGGCUUGCGGAGGAUGUGGGAGUCAUUUGCCGGGGGAGCCAGCGGGUCCGGCUGGUGAACGGGGCCGGGCGCUGCGCGGGGAGAGUGGAGAUCUACUCCCAGGGCAUCUGGGGGACUGUCUGCGAUGACGGCUGGGACCUGUCUGAUGCCGCCGUCGUUUGCCACCAGCUGGGCUGCGGAGAGGCAGUGGAGGCAGCCGGCUCCGCUCAUUUCGGGGAAGGCUCCGGGCAGAUCUGGCUGGAUGGUGUGAACUGCUCCGGGGCCGAAGCUGCUCUCUGGGACUGCCUGGCUGGGCCCUGGGGGCAGCACGACUGCGGGCACAAAGAGGAUGCGGGAGUCGUCUGCUCAGAGUUCAUGGCCCUGAGGCUGGAGAACAGCGACGGCUGCUCCGGGCGCCUGCAGGUUUUCUACAACGGGACAUGGGGGAGUGUUUGCUCUAACUCCGUGACUCAGGACACUGUGACACUGGCGUGCAAGGAGCUGGGCUGCGGGGACGGAGGAUCCCUGGAAAUACGCCUGCCCUCUGGCAGGGUGUCUGGCCCUGCCUGGCUGGAUCGUGUUCAGUGUGGGGAGAGAAACAGCUCCUUCUGGCAGUGUCCCUCCACGCCCUGGAAUCCACAGUCAUGUGAAUACCUGGAAGAGGAGAUCCACAUCACCUGCAAUGCCAGGGAGAAGAUUCGUGCCGUGGGAGGCAAGGACGGGUGCUCGGGCAGAGUGGAGGUCUGGCACCGUGGCUCCUGGGGGACGGUGUGCGACGACUCGUGGGACAUGCAGGAUGCCGAGGUGGCGUGCAGGCAGCUGGGCUGUGGCCCCGCAGUGUCUGCCCUGCAUGAGGCUGCGUUUGGAAUGGGGACAGGCCCCAUCUGGCUGGAGCAGGUGGAGUGCCGGGGGACGGAGCCAUCCCUGCAGGACUGCUGGGCCUGGCCCGGGGACAGCGGGGCUUGCCGGCACAAGGAAGAUGCUGCCGUGAGCUGCUCAGAUCCCACCCAAGGCCGUCAGAGCAGCAGCGGGAGAGUCUCAGUGCCCGUCAUCAUGUGCAUCAUCCUGGGGACCCUUGUCUGCCUGCUCCUGGCCCUCCUGGCUGGACAAGUGCUGAGCGCCGGGGCUGGGCGCAGAGGCUCCAGAAGAGCCCAGGAGCCCUUCCCCGAGGCUGUGUACGAGGAGAUCGGGUACAGCCCAGCGUGGGAGAAACGAGCCAGGUUUGAUCGCUCAGGCUCCUAUUCAGAGGAGUCCCUGACCCAGCUGCAGCCCCACCCUGGGGUCAGCGAGGAGGAGAAUGGUCUGGGAUCAGCACCAGGGGGCAGCCUGCGCUCCUGGAGAAGUGCUGAGGUCCCUGGAGCUGAAGGAGACACAUCAUCCCCGUCCCCGGGGAGCAUGGGCUAUGAUGAUGCUGAAGAGGUGCCUGUGGCACUUCUCUGUGAGGACGCAAAGGCUGUGACACCGAGCUUGGUGCACAGCAGUCCCUGA
Molecule: messenger RNA, 2181 nt
Organism: Tyto alba (common barn owl)
Lineage: Eukaryota; Metazoa; Chordata; Aves; Strigiformes; Tytonidae
Product: antigen WC1.1-like
Exons: 9
Coding region: 1-2181 (726 amino acids)
Cellular component (GO): membrane
Source: RefSeq, a predicted model, not a curated record